Messenger RNA from Dentiscutata heterogama, 244 nucleotides. The record is from the annotation of a GenBank genome assembly. NCBI's taxonomy places the organism in Eukaryota, Fungi, Glomeromycota, Glomeromycetes, Diversisporales, Gigasporaceae.
UGCUUACUUAAAUUAUAACGAACCUACUGAAGGACAAGAUAUAGAAUUUUUUAGUUCUACAAAUGAUUCUCAAAGCAGUAACACAUCUGAUGAUGAAUAUAUAAUAUUUGAUCUGUUAGACACUACAGAUAUUGAUGCUAAUGAAUAUAUUGAAUUUGAUCAUUUGUUUUCUGAAAAGUUAAAGAAUUCUGAAAACAUAUAUCAGGAAUUCCUAUCAGAGAAAUACGCUGAAUUUAUGAAUAUA